This is a messenger RNA of Salvelinus fontinalis (brook trout), 4690 nucleotides long. Its product is annotated as activated CDC42 kinase 1-like. The transcript has 19 exons. Bases 1007 to 4027 code for a protein of 1006 amino acids. The record is from RefSeq and is a predicted model, not a curated record. Gene Ontology annotation, biological process: protein phosphorylation. Lineage: Eukaryota; Metazoa; Chordata; Actinopteri; Salmoniformes; Salmonidae. Gene Ontology annotation, molecular function: protein tyrosine kinase activity; ATP binding; protein binding.
GAGGAAGUGGGCCAACAACAGACCCACAUUUGGAAAGGCAGUUGAAUUUACAUUCUGUUAGAUGUUUUUUAUCAAUUUACCCCCUGCAAAAGGACCAACCUUACAAUCAGCAGAGUGAAAUGUUAUUUAAUUUCUGGCUUCCGUUUAUGUUCAAACUAAUUUCUAGCAACACUAGUAUGUAAAUCAUAGCAACGCGUAAACACUAGCGUUGCUAAAAGCAGCUAAUCUACCCAAUCGAUCAUUUGUGCAGCGCGUUGGCCGCUGCAAUGUUUGCGGCCUGGAACGUACCGUAGUUGACGCGGUGACGCAACGCCAUUAAUCCCAGAAACACGCUACCAGGAAUUAACAGAGAGAAGAGAAAACCGACAGGAAUCAAUCGGGUGCUUCUGUUACCAAGGGAUGUUGUCUUAUUCAACAGUAGACAGAGGAUGUUAAGAGUCAAAGGGAGAGUAGUAGGGAGGAGUAGAAAGGACAGAGGGUAAGGAGGAGAGAGGGUAGGGAGAAAUAGAGAGGAGGAAGGAAUAGAGGAGAGAGGGUAGGGAGGAAUAGAGAGGAGGAAGGAAUAGAGGAGAGGGGGUAAGGAGGAAUAGAGAGGAGAGAGGGUAGGGAGGAAUAGAGAGGAGGGAGGAGUAAAGAGGAGAGAGGGUAGGGAAGAGGAGAGACGGUAGGGAGGAAUGGAGAGGGUAGGGAGGAGACGAGAGGGUAGGGAGGUGUAGAGGUGUGCUGUGCAGGGGUGAGUCAGUAUAGAGGGAGAAAGGGGGAGUAUAUAGAUAGAUAGAUAGCUUAGCUUGGCUGUUAGAAACGGAUGGAGAGAGGAGAGAGUGGAGUCUCCUGGUGUGUGUGAGGGGCGAUCAACACUGGGCAGACUUGGAGCAGAGUGACGCAGAGAGGAAUUUAACACUGCUCUAACACACACACAUACACACACACACACGGCUGAAGCCAGGACAAAAUCAUAGAGGACCGAGGGAGAGAUUGUAGGACGAGUGUGGGGUGAGCAGCAGCCAUGGCAGAGAACUCUAUGUACCAGCGUCUGUCCUACGAGAGAGAAGAGGAGGAGGAAAAGAAGGAAGAGAGGAAGGAGGGAUUAAUGAAGGAGAGAGGGGAAGAAGAGAUGAUGACGGAGGAGGGGACAGAGUGGUUGGUAGAUCUGUUAACAGACGUUCAGCUGCAGCAGUACUUCCUGCGUAUUCGUGAUGAGCUGAACGUGACGCGCCUGUCACACUUCGACUACGUCAAGAAUGAAGACCUGGAGAAGAUCGGCAUGGGGAGGCCAGGACAGAGGAGGCUUUGGGAGGCAGUCAAGAGGAGGAGAGCUCUCUAUAAACGCAAGUCCUGGAUGAGCAAGGUACAGCACACACAGGUGUUUCCAGGGAAACGAACUGACUCUGACUUGGACCCCCAGCAGCUCCGGGGGGCGUUGCCCAACUUAACAACUCCAGGGUUAACCCCGUCCAGCGAUGGGAUGGGGGCAGCCCUGACCUGUCUGAUCCGAGAGGCGGAGCUACAGCUGUGUGAACGACUGGGAGACGGAACCUUCGGAGUCGUCAGGAGAGGAGAGUGGACUGGAACCACUGGACAAAUGCUGUCAGUAGCAGUGAAGUGUCUGAAGACAGACAGUGUGUUGGACACUGAGGGGUUGGAUGAUUUCAUCAGAGAGGUGAACGCCAUGCACUCCCUCAACCACCAGAACCUCAUACGGCUCUAUGGAGUGGUGCUCACACACCCCAUGAAGAUGGUGACGGAGCUGGCUCCUCUUGGUUCUCUGUUGGAUCGUCUGAGGAAGCGACAGGGACACAUCCUCAUCUCCUCUCUGUGUGGCUACGCUGUACAGGUGGCGUGUGGAAUGGCAUAUCUAGAACAGAGGCGAUUCCUCCACAGAGACCUGGCGGCGAGGAACGUCCUGCUGUCAACCAAUGAGAUGGUGAAGAUUGGUGACUUUGGCCUGAUGAGAGCACUGCCGUCACACCAGGAUACAUACGUUAUGGAGGAGAGCCACAAGGUGCCCUUUGCAUGGUGUGCUCCAGAGUCAUUGAGGAGCAGGAGUUUCUCUCAUGCUUCAGAUACUUGGAUGUUUGGAGUCACUUUGUGGGAGAUGUUUACACACGGACAGGAGCCAUGGCUAGGACUCAAUGGCAGCCAGAUUCUCCAUAAGGUGGAUGUGGAGGGGGAGAGGCUGGUGAAGCCAGAAGACUGUCCCCAGGAUGUUUACAACGUGAUGCUGCAGACCUGGAGCCCUCAGCCUGAUGACAGACCAACAUUCACCGCCCUCAGAGACUUUCUUUUGGAGACCAUGCCUACAGACAUGAGAUCACUGCAGGACUUUGAAGAACCAGACAAACUUCAGAUCAACAUGAAUGACGUCAUCACUGUCAUCGAGGGCAGAGCAGAGCUCUAUUGGUGGAGAGGUCAGAACAGAAGGACGUUACGCGUGGGACAGUUUCCUCGCCACGUGGUCACGUCGGUCAGCGGCCUGUCGGCCCAAGACAUCAGCAGACCCCUCACACACUCCUUCAUUCACACUGGACACGGAGACACUGACCCACACAGGAGCUGGGGGCACGCUGACCGCAUAGACAGCCUGUACUUGGGAAACCCCAUGGACCCUCCUGAUGUUAUGGGAAUGGAUCCUUCCACUGCCCGGCCCACCAAACUACCCAGCCGCACCAGGAUCUCUCCCUCUUUCUGUUUUUGUCUCUCAGAGAAGCCUCCUCCUCGUCCUCCCCAGCCUGCUGUCCUGAUCAAGAAGCCGUUCUAUGACUCUGUGUUAGAUGAUGAUGAUGAAUAUGAAGGUGCUUCGUCGGGGCUGAAGAGGCUGGGCGCGGCUAUUGGCCUUAAACUCCGCCCGGGGGAGGGGUCAGGUGUGAGGUCGGCCAAAAGCGAAGUCUCGCUCAUCGACUUCACCGAUGACAGCUUCAGCUCAGCCACGCCCUCCCCUCUCACUGAGACACGCACACCUGACCAGGACACACUCCAGGACCUUCCUUCCAUCCUGGACUGGCCCCUCCCUCUUCCUGCCUACGACGAGGUUGCCACAGAGGCCGAAGGUCAAUUGGCAGACCAGGAGGUUCGAUCUAUCACUGGAUUGCCAGAGGGGAUGUUGGCUCCGCCCAACACUAAUGCAGAGAGGAGGGGCUUAACUCAGUCAGCUGAUCUGUUCCAGGAGCUGCAGAGAGAGGUGAUGGUGAAGCUGCGUGUUCCCAUGACAGCUGGCCGUUCCCUCCCCUCCUCCCCCCUCCCCCUCUCCCUGGCCCCUCACAGACAGAUCUACCUUCCUCCCCCCUCCUCUUCCUCCUAUGAGGACAGACCCAUGCUACCUCCACGCUCCCCCAUCCCACCGCUCCGCUCCUCCAAACGCGUUUCCCUAUGUGAGAGGGAAAACACACCCCCUCAGAUCCCUCCCAGAGUCCACGCCUUCUCUCAGCCCUCCUCACGCUCCUCCUCCCCCCUUCCUUUAGUGCUUCCCCUCUCUGUCUCCCCUCUCUCCUCCUCCCUUUGUCUCCCCCCUCCUCCCCUCUCCUUCUCUCCUCGUCAGAGAACUGGACUAUAUGGGGUUGUUGGUCCUCUCGGCUCUCUAAUCUCCUCCACCCCCUCUUCCUCUCCUCCCUCCUCCUCCCUCUAUUCCUCCAUGCUUAUGGCUGCCCCUCCCCCCAGUUCCUCAUUGGAUCCCCUCUCUGAGGGGCGUGGCCUGUCAAUACUUAUUGACAACUCUCAGAGUUCUGAACGCCCCGCCUACUUAGAGAGGUAUGGAGCCACCAAAAUGGCCACCGUCCGACCCAUGGUGCAACAGCAGCCAGGUGGGGGUGGGGCCAGGCCUAACUCCUCCCACAACAACAAUAACCACAGGACUCAACAUUUAACUACAGCUCCCAGCAGGCAACGGGAGAACGGCCUCAUUCAGGUAGAACAGUUGUUCCAGCUGGGUCUGCGUUCUAGAAUAGAGUGCCAGGAGGUUCUAGAGCGUUGCCAGUGGAACCUAGAACAGGCAAGCACCAUGCUACUGGACUCUUGUGGAAAAGUAGGCUGAGACAGACUCCAGGACUACUGACCUACAGACUUAAAACUACUGAUCUUUAACCCUACAGACCUACUGUUCUAAAAACUACAGACCUGAAACAACAAACCUUUACCUAUUACUACAAACCUACUGUUCUAAAAACUACAGACCUGAAACAACAAACCUUUACCUAUUACUACAGACCUUUAACUACAGACCUGAAACAACAAACAUUUACCUAUUACUACAGACUUUUAACUACAGACCUGAAACAACAAACCUUUACCUAUUACUACAGACCUGCAACAACAAACCUUUACCUAUUACUACAGACCUGAAACAACAAACCUUUACCUAUUACUACAGACCUGAAACAACAAACCUUUACCUAUUACUACAGACCUGAAACAACAAACCUUUACCUAUUACUACAGACCUGAAACAACAAACCUUUACCUAUUACUACAGACCUUUAUCUACAGACCUGAAACAACAAACCUUUACCUUUAUCUACAGACCUGAAACAACAAACCUUUACCUAUUACUACAGACCUGAAACAACAAACCUUUACCUAUUACUACAGACCUUUAACUACAGAUCAGCCACCUGUAUACUAGAGAACUCUGACAAUGAGGUGAAGCCAACCGAUUUAAGGCUGGAGAGUAGAAGCUCACAGAGGGGGGGGGGGGGGG